GACCUGUGCGUCAUACACACCCCUACAUCCUCCUGAAUUAGUUCUACUGGGAGACUUUAUGGUCAGAGCCGCGGGAGGGAAUUCUAAGGAAAUUCUGAAGCAGAUAGAAAUAGGUUCUCCUGAAGUCCCUUCUCCCCUGAGUCUCCAGAGGGCCUCUCCCAUGAUGAACCUGACCGGUGCUAUUCUACUUCUCUCGUUGGUGUCGCUAGUCCAUGGUGCCUGCUCUCUCAAUGGGAGGAACAGAGGAGACCUCUAUGACUGCCCAGCAGAUGUGUACAUUGUUCUGGACACCUCAGAGAGUGUGGCGCUGAGAGCCAAGCCCUACGGCUCCUUUGUUGAUCAGAUCAAGCAGUUUGCCCUGGACUUUGUGGACCAGCUCAACACUAGAUACUACCGCUGUGAGCGUAACCUGACGUGGAGUGUGGGAGUGCUGCACUACAGUGAUGAGUUAAAGGUGAUGAGGGAGCUGACCAGCACCAAGAGGCCCAAGGAAGAGCUCAGCUGAAGAGCUCAGCUGAAGAGAGCCAUACAGGACAUCCGCUACAUCGGCAAGGGAACCCACACCUACUGUGCCAUCUCCGUAGCAACUGGGCAGCUGAUGACAGGCUCUCCUCUCCAUGGCAACAAGUACAUGGUGGUGGUGACAGAUGGCCACCCGCUGGACGGCUAUAAGGAGCCGUGUGGCGGGGUGGCAUACACCGUGUCUGAGGCCAGAGCCAUGGACAUUAAAAUCUUCAGCGUGGCAAUCACUCCGCAUCACCUGGACAACAGACUUGGUUCCAUAGCAACAGAUGUACAACACACCCAUAACAUGUCUGCUACUAGUGAGGACCCGCAGGUUGUUAGGAACACCAUCAGCUCCAUAGUAUCUACCAUGUACAAGGAUUCUGAAUCUGUGUGCUGUUCGUUCGAGUGCAAGGCUCCCCUGGGAUCUCAAGGCCCUGCUGGUGCAGGAGGGGGCGCGGGAACUCCAGGACGUCAGGGGGUUGCCGGGAGACCGGGAAGUUUGGGAGCAAAGGGGACUGCAGGUGACCAGGGACCCCAAGGACACAGAGGAGAGAAGGGUGACCAUGGUCCUACUGGUGACAGAGGUCCAAGAGGACCAUCUGGACAAAGGGGUGAGAAAGGAGUGGAUGGAGUGGACGGGAAAGACGGCCUUGUGGGGGACCCUGGGGUUAUGGGGCUGCCUGGUUGUAAAGGAGACGAGGGGGCAGAGGGGGAGCCAGGUCCUCUGGGACAGAAAGGAGAUGCAGGAUCUUAUGGAUUUCCUGGACAAAAGGGAGAGAUGGGAACACCUGGGGAGCUAGGGGUUUCUGGAGUGUCUGGAGCCAACGGAGCCAAGGGGGACUUUGGACCGUUUGGAGUGCCAGGCACAGAGGGUGUAGGGGGAGAGAGGGGACAGAGGUGCUACAGGAAUAAGAGGUGGUCAAGGGGAGACGGGUGACCCAGGCUCUGCUGGAGCACAGGUCAGGCUGGAGACGUGGGUUCACAGGGUCUGAGUGGAGUGUCUGGGCUCAAUGGGUACAGAGGAGAGCCAGGUUCUCAUGGACCUGCGGGUGUUAAGGGCCCCAGGGGGCCUCCAGGAGCACCGGGAGAUACAGGGCCCAUUGGGAAAAGGGGUGAUGAUGGAACACAGGGAGAAGGCCAACCUGGAUAUCCAGGGUUUCAGGGAUAACCUGGUCUGAGAGGACCUGCAGGUUUAAAGAAGGAGCUAGGAUCACGAGUGGGUGUAGUUCAGUACAGCCAUGACGGCACCCAGGAGCUGGUAUCUAUGGAGGACCCCAAGAUCACCACAGGAGCACAGCUCAAAAGCUCGGUGAGAAACAUGCGCUGGUUUGCCGGUGGUACGUACACGGGAGAGGCGCUGGAUUUUGCCCGGCAGGCAUUCGGCAGCUCCCAGCUGAACGGAAAGGUGGCCGUAGUCUUGACGGACGGAUGGUUGGACACCCGCCGGGACGCCAAACCGCUGUCCUCCCUCUGCUCUGUGCCCAAUAUAAGGUUGAGGGAUGGCAAUGGGACUGGGCAAUGGGAUGGGGAGAGUGGGCAUUGGGCUGAAGGAAAUGUAUAGGUUGGGGAUGAAGAGAUGAUGUCAGGACUAAGGGUCCAUUUCAUUAGACAUAAAGAGAACCAUCUCUCUCUCCUCCAAGUCCGCCAUUUUGUGUCAAAGCCUCAGUAUGUCCUCCAUCUUGGCUCCUCAGGUGGUGGGCAUUGGCAUAGGUGACAUCUUCAGACAGGCGUCCUACGCCACCAUGCUGGAGGAGAUCACCUGUCUGGGCACAGCCUCACCUGGACUCUACCUGAAGAUUACAGACCACGUGCAACUGCUGGAGGACUCCUUCUUCAACAACGUUACUGGCUAAAUCUGCCAAGCCAACUUCCAGGAAGCUACAGACAUAGUCUUCAUGUUGGAUGGCUCCUCCAGUGUGGGCCAGGCCAACUUCUACAGAGCCAGAGAGUUUGUUGAGAGCAUGGCCGCCAGGCUGCUGUCACAGGACCGGGGAGGGCUGCUCCGCCUGUCUGUCAUGCAGUACAGCGAUGGGCAGCAGCAGAGAGUGGAGGUGCCCUUCGCUGCCAGGGUUGAGGAUGUGCAAACAGGGCUAGCAGCUACGCUCUACAUGGACGGGGCCACCGGCUGCCCUGGCCUUCCUGACCUCCACCCUCCAGAGGGAGGGCCGCUCUGCUGUCCCCAGAAAAGUGGUGGUGUUCACAGACAGCAGGUCUGUGGCCUCUGCCCGGGCUGCUAUCCCCGAAGCCGCCGCCCGGGCAGAGAACACACAGCUACUGGCCGUCACUGUGGGCGAGGGCUUUGACGAGGUGGGCGUGUGCCACCUGGUGACGGGACAGGCGAACGAGUUUGAUUACCACGUCGUGGAUAGUCGUGUCCACCGAGUGGCGCUGUACAGUGACCUGGCCAGACAGGUGGUCAUGCAGAGCCUGGCUAGAAAGCUCUCUAAAGCUCUCUGAAGCUCUCCAAAGCUCUCCGAAGUUCUCUAAAACUCUCUAAAGCUCUGUAAAGCUCUCUAAAGCUCCCCGAAGCUCUGUGAAGCUCUCUGAAGUUCUCUAAAGUUCUCUAAAGCUCUCUGGAGCGUUCUAAAGCUCUCUGAAGCUCUCCAAAGCUCUGUAAAGCUCUCUGAAGCUCUCUGUAGCUCUCUAACGCUCUUAAAGACCUCCCUACUACUGAAAUGUCUAUGAAUUGUCCGGUUGUGCCAUGUAUUAGGCCAUUAAGAAAUUAGAUAGAUAUGGUGCACAUUUUAUACUUUUGUGUUUUCCUUCUGCCUUUUAGGGCCUCCUGCUUUUCAUGUGAAAUAAAAUGAAUAUCUUUGUCAUAAGAA
This is a messenger RNA of Salmo salar (Atlantic salmon), 3332 nucleotides long. NCBI's taxonomy places the organism in Eukaryota, Metazoa, Chordata, Actinopteri, Salmoniformes, Salmonidae. The record is from RefSeq and is a predicted model, not a curated record.